GAAAAUUAAUUUUUAAUUCACAUUAGAUACUCGAUUUGAUUAACAUUCCAGUCCCAGCCAAACAAGCGGCCUUACAAGAUGCUGCCACGUGUGAAAAACCGUAACAGUUGUCUCUCUCUUUGCUUAACGACGAAGAGUUUGAUCCAGGACAUAACCGUCAAUUCAUGAAACAAUUUGAUCUCUUUUCGGACACUUCGCAAAAUUCAAUCGCCGAGCUUAGAUCUCGCUUCGACGAAGAAUCGAAAUAAAAGCAAAACAAAACCCCCAAAUAUCCAUAGCAAAAUAAAAUACAAUAAAAGUAUAAAUUAUCUAUAUAGUCUUUGCUAGAGAGAGGGACAUGGGGCUGCUUUCCAACAGGGUUCCUAAGGAGAGCUUGAAACCAGGAGAUCACAUUUAUUCAUGGAGGGCUGCCUAUAUUUACGCUCAUCACGGCAUCUAUAUUGGCGAUGAUAAAGUCAUUCAUUUUACCAGACGGGGCCAAGAAGUAGGAACAGGCACAAUAAUUGAUAUCCUCUUGGUAAGCUCAGGACCAGCUAGAAAUGUAGUACCCUGCACCACCUGUACACCUUCUGAAGAUGGUCAUGGAGUUGUGCUCUCAUGCCUAAAUUGCUUUCUAGCUGGUGGUGUCUUGUACCGAUUUGAGUAUUCUGUCAGCCCUGCUCUCUUUUUGGCAAAAGCUCGUGGUGGAACUUGCACUCUUGCAGUCUCUGACCCAAGUGAUGUUGUGGUCCAUCGGGCAAAGUACCUGCUUGACAAUGGCUUUGGGUGCUACAAUGUGUUUAAGAACAAUUGCGAGGACUUCGCAAUCUACUGCAAAACUGGACUUCUCGUUGUGGAUCAAGGAACAAUGGGUCAGAGUGGCCAAGCAGCAUCUAUUAUUGGGGGGCCACUUGCAGCUGUUUUAUCAACACCAUUGCGUCUUGUGACCACCAAUGCCUAUGGAAUGGUAGCAACUGCUGUCACUGUCUACUGUGUUAGCCGAUAUGCUGCAGAUAUUGGCAUGAGGAAGGAUGUUCUGAAAGUGUCGGCAGAGGAUUUGACUAGGAGGCUAGCAACAGGUUUGCUUCAGGUCAUUGAACCGCAAAUUCCUGCUGCACCUUCUAGUUAGCACAUCUGGUUUGUCGCCCUAAAACUGUUUCAUAUCUUCAUUGUUUUUGAGUUCAAUAAUAAUUUGCACGGGUGUAUAUGAUACCCCUAGUGUAAUGAUUCCGGGGAGUGCUGAGCUCUGCAAGAUGUUUGUUUCUAUCGUUUAUGUCUGUAUGCCAUUUUGCUACAUUUAUGAUUUUCAUCUGCUGCUAUUGUGUGUUUAAACUGACA
Messenger RNA from Mangifera indica (mango), 1317 nucleotides. Its product is annotated as protein LEAD-SENSITIVE 1-like. NCBI's taxonomy places the organism in Eukaryota, Viridiplantae, Streptophyta, Magnoliopsida, Sapindales, Anacardiaceae. The record is from RefSeq and is a predicted model, not a curated record. The coding region runs from base 338 to 1108 and encodes 256 amino acids. The transcript is spliced from 3 exons.